Molecule: messenger RNA, 1899 nt
Organism: Ahaetulla prasina
Lineage: Eukaryota; Metazoa; Chordata; Lepidosauria; Squamata; Colubridae
Product: putative carbonic anhydrase 3
Exons: 13
Coding region: 496-1785 (429 amino acids)
Cellular component (GO): plasma membrane
Molecular function (GO): zinc ion binding; carbonate dehydratase activity
Source: RefSeq, a predicted model, not a curated record
AUCCUUCUGACCUCUUCUACCUCAAAGAAUCAUGCGCACUAAUCUGUUUGUUGGAAGCAUGACUACAUGAGCUAAUUCUACAAUUUUGUAAGGCUACAUUAACAGAAAAGGGACACGGUGGCUUUGUGGGUCAUCCACACAUCCAUUACAAGCGUGCACAGGCAGGCAGCAUCUUUUUGGAAAGAUGCUUUCCCACAGGAUUCUGGUGUGAGUCAUGGCAGACUGAAGACGUCUCUGCAAAUGGGUCAAGAUGACAACCGCUAUGUAGAAUGAAAGACUGCCAAGUUAAACUGGUUCUUCAAAUUUCUCCAAAGAAAGAAAAAUCAAGAGAUCGCCCACAACUGCUUUGAUUGACAGGUCCUUGUGAGACCAUAAAACAAAGGUCUCUCACCCAUUUGGGUGCCAAGGGACAGCAUCAAGGGACAGCAGGAGCAGAGCCUUUCAUGACGAACUCCCUUUCUAAUCACUUUUGGAAAUGUUCAGUUUAAUCAUUUUAUGAAUAUUAGAGACCUUCAAAACAGCAAACUUAAACUGGCACCAGGGUCUUGCCCAUGGAAUGCUGCUGAACCUGCCCAUGGGUGGUUGGCCAGGCUUUGCAACCCCAUCAUAACACGUUUGGAGAUUCUGAUAUCCAGCUUGACUAGACCAAACAACACUCAUUCUCAAGAAGAGAGAGAGAAUUGCGGCAGGUUGGGUGUGUGCUUGCGCAGCCGGCGCAUAGAACAAGGUGGCAUAUUCAAGGAGACCAACUCCAGUAACUUUUGGACGCUUGCCUUUCCUGGCAGCCAGCCGUUGGAGGAAAACCGAAAGACACUCCCGAAAAGAAGCAAUUUUCCAAGACUACAACUCCGGAAAGAGCCAAGCGGAGCAGGUACAAUGGGAAGUGCUGGUUUUUCUUUGAAAUUAUCAGCAUGCAUCCUAAUCUUCCUGAUCCUGGAAAAUUUCUGCGUUACUUGUGAUAGUCACUGGUGUUAUGAUGACCCAAAAUGUGGACCUAACACCUGGGGGUCUAUUGGCUCCUGCAGUGGCAAGAAACAAUCUCCCAUCAACAUCAACACCAAGACAGUCAAAUACAAACCUAUUUUCGAACUUAUACAUUUCACUAACUAUGAAAACGUUAAUAUCGCCAAGACAGUGAAGAAUACAGGGCAUCACCUUCAAGUAGAUUUUAAGCCCAAAGCAACGAUCUCUGGUCCUGGCUUUUCAGGAAUAUAUUAUCUGUGGCAGUUCCACUUCCAUUGGGGCACCCAAAAUAGCAAUGGCGCAGAGCACACAAUCAAUGGCGAACGCUAUGCAAUGGAGAUGCACUUGGUUCAUACUAAAAACAACAUGACUAUAGAAGAGGCAUCGAAGCAGUCUGAUGGAAUUGUCGUCCUGUCAUUCUUCAUACAGAGAAACAAAGGGAAUUACCAAGUCACUCCAUGGGACACUCUAGCCAAGCUUCUUAAGAACGUCCCAGAGCAAGGUAACUCUUAUGAUGUGAACGGGAAAUUCUCCGCGGGUAGUUUAUUGAGCAGAGCAGAUGUAAGCCAAUAUUACAAGUAUCAAGGCUCUCUCACUUCACCACCCUGUGCCGAGGCUGUGACCUGGAUUAUCUUUCCAUACCCCCUUUACAUUUCUUCCAGAGUGGUGAACAUAAUGACAACCUCACUAUAUUUUACUACUAUUCAAGAGAACAGACCAAUGCAGAACAAUUUCCGUCCUCUGCAGCCCUUAAAUGGUCGGGAAGUCUAUUACUACACAGAACAUAAAUCACUGUUCAAUUGCGUUGGAUAUUGCUUUUAGAGAUGGCUUUGAAGAGGAUUGCAAAUUUUCUUGAACAGGACCUGGUCUUCAAGUCUUGAAUGUUGUGAGUCUAAUUUUGCACAACAUUAAAUAAACUCAGCAAUAUCCAUAAAA